Messenger RNA from Cetraspora pellucida, 677 nucleotides. NCBI's taxonomy places the organism in Eukaryota, Fungi, Glomeromycota, Glomeromycetes, Diversisporales, Gigasporaceae. The record is from the annotation of a GenBank genome assembly.
AUGGCUACUAUUUGUGUUAAUUUAUUAAAAUAUUGUGCACCAAGUUCAUAUUAUUCAUCGACAGGAUUUAAUAUUCAUAAUCCUGAAUUUAUCGAUGCUAAUAUUAUAAUUUCAAAGCUUCAUACAGAAUAUAUGCAAGCUUUUGGUACAAGUUAUACUGAUCGAAAAAAGGCGUGGAAUAAUAUUCAAGAAAUAACAAACUUAUCUGAUGAUAUAUUAAUUGACAGUUUAACAAUGCAUAUGUAUGAUUCGGAUAUAGCAGAAUGCAAAGAAGAACGAGCAAUGAAAGAUGUUAAGCUUGUUGAUUUAAUUCCCUUAGAUCUUCAUUCUAUGAAUGAUUACUUAAAAGCUAUUAAUACUUAUACCCGAUUACAGCCUAUUAGGCAAUAUCUUAACUCUUUUAUUGCUUUAUUUAUUGAUCAUAAUAGGCAUAAAAAUGGAUUUCGUGAUGCUUUUGUUAAAUCUACACAUUAUCCAUAUACUCAACAUCAAUUAAAGCAACUAGGAGAAAUGUCUGCUGAAUUUUUAUUAUCUUUAUUUAUUGAUAUUCGAAAUAAACAUGGCCAAAUAGCAUUUAAUACAACUGUUGAUAUCAAAUGGUUACCAAUUGGAUAUCAUAUUUUAAAAAAGCCUUCAAAAAACAAAUUUUGUGAUGCAACAAAAUGUAAAUUAAGCAG